AUGUCAAAUGAAACAGAUUAUAAUAAUACUCAGAAAUAUGAUUUUAUUUCGCAAUAUCUUACUCAAUAUGUAGGUAGUUCGUUAUAUGUUCUAUGUCUUUGUGGUACUAUAAUGAAUAUGUUAACUUUUUUACAACAAUCAUUUCAACGUCGAGCUUGUUCACUUUAUCUAUGGAUAGCUUCAUUCUGUGAUUUUAUUCAUUUAAAUAUUGGUUUGUUAUCAAAUAUUCUUCAUUAUGGUUUUCAUUAUCACUGGUCUAAUAGAUCAAUAAUAGUCUCUUCACUUACAAUAUUAGCGUUUAUAAAUCGAUAUAUGAUGAGUUCAAGACAGAGUUCACGAUGGAAAUUUAGUAAUCGUACAAUCAUUAUUCGAUGUAUAAUUACCAUAAUAUUUUUUUGGGUAAUUGCAUCCAUUCCAAUUAUAUUCUGUUCACAAUAUGGUCGUCAUUUAUCAUAUAAUGAACAAUUAAUUUGUUCGAUUUCAUGUCGAUAUUCAUAUGGUGUUAUAAUACAAAUAAUAUAUGUUUGUUUAUUUAAUGGAUUUAUUCCACCAGUUACUAUGGCGAUUUUUGGUUUUCUUACAUAUUGUAAUGGACGUAAUCUUCAUCAAAGAUCACAAACAAAAUCAAUUCGUGUUCGACGAAUUAAUAAACAAUUAACAUGGAUGCUUAUAUUUCAAUCAAUUAAAUCACUUUUUACUUCUAUUCCAUAUUCUAUAUUUAGUUGUUAUUGGAUUUUCACUUUAAAAAAAUCGAAAUCAUUGAUGGAUGAAGCAAAAGAAAAUUUAGUUAAUGAAAUUGUUCAUUUACUCUUUUGGAGUAAUUAUACAAGUUUUUUGGUUUACAUGUGUUCAUCAAAUGUAUUUAGAAAUCAAUGGUUAAGAGCAAUGAAAAAACUAGAUGAACAACUCUACGAAAUAGUUGUAUCAUCAGAUGAAGUACGUGGCGAACAGAAAAUUCGUAUACUUAUUCCAUCUGAUUAUACAACUAGUGAUGAUAAUCGUCACUAUCCUGUUCUAUAUUUAUUACAUGGUUCACCUGGUGGUUCUGAAGAUUGGACAACACAAGGUAAAGUUCAAAACAUUUGUAGUAAUGUAUCAUUAAUUACUGUUAUGCCAAAUGGUGAUUCCUUUGGUUGGUACACAAAUUGGAUUAUACCUGGCAAUUCUACUCCACAAAAUUGGCGUACAUAUCAUAUGGAACAAUUAGUACCUUGGAUUGAUUUUAAUUUACGAACAAUAUCUAAAAAACAAGGUCGUGCUAUAGCUGGUCUUUCAAUGGGUGGAUUCGGUGCUAUUCGUUAUGCUCAAUUAUAUUCUAAUAAUUUUAUUUAUGCAGCAAGUUUUUCUGGUGUUUUAAAUCUACUUAAUAAUGAUAUACAGAAUGAAAUUCUUAAUGACGUACCUAUUGAUGAUAAACCACUUGUAGGUCCAUUUGGUUAUCCUAAUGAAUCGCUUAGCUCUAAUGAAUGGUUUGCUCAAAAUCCAAUUACUUAUGCUGCAAAAUUACGUGACGUAUCUGUAGCACUCUACACAGGUAAUACUGGUGAUCUGGAAUUGUUACUACGCGAUAGUAGUUAUUAUUUACGAGAUACGUUGAUGUCGUUAAAAAUUCCAGUUUAUUUCAAUGAUUAUGGAAAUGGACAAUCAAUCGGUUAUGAUUGCGAUGGAGGACAUACAUGGCCAUGUUGGAAUGCAGCGCUUAUUGAUGUUUUACCUCGUAUGAUGGCUGUUUUGCAACAAAAACUCUUAUAA
Adineta steineri is the source of this 1752-nucleotide messenger RNA. NCBI's taxonomy places the organism in Eukaryota, Metazoa, Rotifera, Eurotatoria, Adinetida, Adinetidae. The record is from the annotation of a GenBank genome assembly.